Molecule: messenger RNA, 888 nt
Organism: Hypoxylon trugodes
Lineage: Eukaryota; Fungi; Ascomycota; Sordariomycetes; Xylariales; Hypoxylaceae
Exons: 2
Coding region: 1-888 (295 amino acids)
Biological process (GO): RNA splicing
Cellular component (GO): precatalytic spliceosome
Source: RefSeq, a predicted model, not a curated record
AUGGCCGACCAACCUAGGCGACGACGAAACCGCCCAGACAGCAAGCAGAUGUGGGAUGAAUCCGACCGUCACAAUCGCCACGAGCCCGACGUACGCGACAAACCAGAUAGUCGCAAUCGAGAUCGAGAGGAACCACCGCGCAAUCGCGACCGGGACAGAGAACGAGACCGUCGCUAUAGAUCUAGAUCAAGGUCACCUCGAAGAGACCGCCGCGAUAGGCCUCGCGAUCGCCGAGACAGAGACAGGGACCGCGACCGUGAACAUGAACGUGAACGUGAACGUGAUCGCGAUGCCGAUAGAAAUAGGCCCCGAAAUAACGAUAGAGCGCGACCUAAGGAAGAUGAUCGUCGCGAUAGACCAGGACGGGACAAACGUCGCGAGAAAGAAGAAGCCCCACCUAAAGGACCAGGCCGAGAUCGAAAUCCCCGACGUUCUGCAUCACCAGCUCAGAGCCCAUUAGACAGGCUAGACCACAACUCACCUCUCCCAACAAGACCAAGACCCAGUGCCAUGAAAUCAGAGCAUGGACCACUAUCAUUCAAAGUCGGAGGAAAGCACGACGACGACUCAAAACACGGCAAAGGGAAAACAGGAAACAGAUCAGAGGACGAACCCGACCGCCGGGUAAAGACUGAGACACCUAAUUCACAAGAUGGAGAUGCUAUGGACGAGGACGAGGACGAGGACGAUGGUGAUGAUGUGGUGGUAGAAGACGACGGCCUAAGCGCCAUGCAAGCCAUGAUGGGAUUUGGCGGCUUCGGCACGACAAAGAACACCCACAUACCAGGGAACAAUGCUGGAGGCGUGAGGAAGGAGAAGAAGACCGAAUACCGACAGUACAUGAACCGUAUCGGUGGUUUCAACCGCCCGUUGAGUCCGAGUCGAUAG